AUGUUCAAGAUUGCCCUAGUGCUGGCUGUGGCCGCCUGCUGCGUGAGUGCCGCCCCCAAGGCCGGCCUCGCCCCCCUGGCCUACUCCGCCCCCCUGGUGGCCGCCGCCCCCGUGGCCUACGCCGCCCCCGCUCCAGCCGUCGUGACGGCGCACAGCUCGCAGUACAUCGCUCAGAACUUCAACGGACUCGCCUUGGCCGCCACCGCCCCCGUCGUCGCAGCCGCCCCUGCCAUUGUACUGCUGCUGGCUGCGGCCGCAUGCUGCGUGAGCGCCGCCCCCAAAGCCGGCCUCGCCCCCCUGGCCUACUCUGCCCCGCUGGUGGCCGCCGCCCCCGUGGCCUACGCCGCCCCCGCGCCGGCCGUCGUGACGGCGCACAGCUCGCAGUACAUCGCGCAGAACUUCAACGGACUCGCCGUGGCCGCCGCCGCCCCAGUCGUCGCCGCCGCCUACCACGCAGCCCCCGUCGUUGCUGCUGCAUACCACGCUGCUCCGGCGAUACUCGGCUGA
This is a messenger RNA of Schistocerca cancellata (South American locust), 507 nucleotides long. RefSeq names its product cuticle protein 16.5-like. NCBI's taxonomy places the organism in Eukaryota, Metazoa, Arthropoda, Insecta, Orthoptera, Acrididae. The record is from RefSeq and is a predicted model, not a curated record. The transcript is spliced from 3 exons. Bases 1 to 507 code for a protein of 168 amino acids.